This is a messenger RNA of Lepus europaeus (European hare), 2665 nucleotides long. RefSeq names its product G protein-coupled receptor 137 (gene GPR137). The record is from RefSeq and is a predicted model, not a curated record. The transcript has 7 exons. Gene Ontology annotation, cellular component: lysosomal membrane. Lineage: Eukaryota; Metazoa; Chordata; Mammalia; Lagomorpha; Leporidae. The coding region runs from base 441 to 1694 and encodes 417 amino acids. Gene Ontology annotation, biological process: positive regulation of TORC1 signaling; negative regulation of bone resorption; regulation of autophagy.
GGGGGCGGCGUCCGGAACCCGGAGGAAACGGGCGGAGGCCCCGUCCCCAUCUAGAUAAUUUUAGGGGCGAAAGCCCCUCCCCCCAGCUUGGGGAAGGGGAGAGCGGGGCUUCGGUCGCCCCCUGCAGCGGCCGCUGCCCCGAGCCGAUGGGCCUCGGCCGGCUCUCCCCCUCCUACCGGGCCGGCAAGAGAGACCCAGGCCAGGGACGCCCCUGCACCCCGCAUCCCCGGCUCGGGCCUGCCGAGGGAGGGAACACCCCCGACCCGGUCUGCCCUGGAGGGGAGAGAGAUGGAGUGAGAGGCCCGUCAAGGGCGAGAGUCUCUCCUUGAGGAGGAAGGGCCUGCCACACUCCACUCCCGAGCCCUGCACCCCGAAAUACCCGCGGCUCUGUGUUUAUUCGCCCGGCCCCCUGUCUCCUGGAUUCAGGCCCCCUCUGUGCCAUGGAGAGUAACCUGUCCGGCCUGGUGCCGGCCGCGGGACUGGUGCCUGCGCUUCCGCCGGCGGUGACCCUGGGACUGACGGCCGCCUACACCACCCUGUACGCCCUGCUCUUCUUCUCGGUCUAUGCCCAGCUCUGGCUGGUGCUGCUCUACGGGCACAAGCGGCUCAGCUACCAGACGGUGUUCCUGGCGCUCUGUCUGCUCUGGGCGGCCUUGCGGACCACGCUCUUCUCCUUCUACUUCCGAGACACGCCCCGGGCCAACCGGCUGGGGCCCCUGCCCUUCUGGCUCCUAUACUGCUGCCCCGUCUGCCUGCAGUUCUUCACCCUGACGCUUAUGAACCUCUACUUCGCGCAGGUGGUGUUCAAGGCCAAGGCGAAGCGGCGGCCGGAGAUGAGCCGCGGCUUGCUGGCCGUCCGAGGGGCCUUCGUGGGGGCCUCGCUCCUCUUCCUGCUGGUGAACGUGCUGUGUGCAGUGCUGUCCCGCCGGCGCCGGGCCCAGCCCUGGGCACUGCUGCUGGUGCGUGUCCUGGUGAGCGACUCCCUCUUCGUCAUCUGCGCCCUCUCUCUCGCUGCCUGCCUCUGCCUGGUCGCCCGGCGGGCCCCCUCCACCAGCAUCUACCUGGAGGCAAAGGGGACCAGCGUGUGCCAGGCAGCUGCCAUGGGUGGUGCCAUGGUCCUGCUUUAUGCCAGCCGGGCCUGCUACAACCUGGCGGCCCUGGCCUUGGCCCCCCGGAGCCGGCUGGAUGCCUUCGAUUACGACUGGUACAACGUGUCUGACCAGGCGGACCUGGUGAACGACCUGGGGAACAAGGGCUACCUGGUGUUCGGCCUCAUCCUCUUCGUGUGGGAGCUGCUGCCCACCACCCUGCUGGUGGGCUUCUUCCGGGUGCACCGGCCCCCACAGGACCUGAGCGCCAGCCACAUCCUCAGCGGGCAGGGCUUCGGCUCCCGUUCCUACUUCUUCGACCGGGCUGGGCAGUGUGAGGAUGAGGGCUGCUCCUGGGAACACAGCCAGGCCGAGAGCACCAGGUGCCGGGACCCGGCGGCCACCACCACAGCCUCUACUCCACCCCACAGACGUGACUCUCCCCCUUACCCCCCUGGGUACCCGGCCCCCGGCCCCCCUGCCCCCAGGCCCCUGUGCCAAGUUCACCUGCCGCUUCUUGCCCAGGAUCCCGGGGCCGGGGCCGCCCACCCCUUCUGGCCGGCUCCUUGCUGCUCCCAUCGUAGUGAGCUUGUGCUACCCCCCUAGGACGGGGGGCACAGCCCCGGCUGCCAGAUGCCCUCAGCGCCCUGGCAUGACUGGCAUGACUGGCACCUCCACCUCCGUCCGGAGUCAGCUACCUCUCCUGUGCUGCCACUCAAUAAAGUGUCUGUGCCCCCACCGGUUUCCGCUGUCGGUCCUCUGCCCGGGGUCCCCUCACCUGAUCCCACGCUGUGGCCUGGCGGGCAGCAGGGGGAGGAGCCUGCAGUCCCGGAGGGAAGGGACAUCGGGAAAGACUUGCUUCUCGGAGCUCUCCUGGCCCACGGCAGCCCCAUCUCACUGCAGGCCCCCUGCUGGACCCCCACUCGUGAUUCCGGGGCCAAUACGUCAUAGCCCCAUGGAUUGGGCUGUUUCCCUACCGCCACCCCCACGCUGGCCUGCGGGUGCCGGGGUUAGUCCAGGACCUGCAGAGGAGCCGUUGGUGUGGUGGCUGAGAACACAGGGGACGGCACUGGCUGUGUCUGCCUGGGGGUCCUGGGGGCCCCCUUCCGACUGCCUCCCCUUCCAGCCCUGGCAGAUGUGUCUUGGGGCUGGCAGGCCUUUACCGAGGGUCUGUCUCCCAGGCAGCCCCUGCCGCCCCAAGUUCCUGGGGCCUAGCGCUGAGCCAGCCUGCAAAUCCUUCUUCCCUCAGGAGCGCCCUGGGCAGCAGGCCCGUGGGGCCCCCAAGAGGGCGGCUAGGACUUCAGCGGGGAGGUGGACACUUUUAACUUUUAAAGAAUUUAUUGAGGGGCCGGCGCUGUGGCAUAGCGGGUAAAGCCGCCGCCUGCAGUGCUGGCAUCCCAUAUGGGCACCGGUUCAAGUCCUGGCUGCUCCACUUCUAACCCAGCUCCCUGCUAAUGGCCUGGGAAAGCAGUAGAAGAGGGCCCAAGUGCUUGGGCCCCUGCACGCAUGUGGGAGACCCGGAAGAAGCUCCUGGCUCGGAGUGGUCCAACUCCGGCCGUGGCAGCCAUUUGAGGAGU